AUGUGGGCUAAAGAAGUCGAGCGUUACUCCACUAAUCAAGAUUGUGUCAAGAUGCUCAUUGGAAAUAAAGUUGAUAAAGAUUUAGAAAGAUUUGUAAGCAAGGAAGAAGGUGUUGCUCUUGCGAAAGAACUUGGAUGUUUAUUUUAUGAGUGUAGUGCAACAACUCUAGAAAAUGUACACAAAUGCUUCGAGGAGAUUGCAUUGAAGAUAAUGGAAGUUCCUAGUCUUGUUGAAGAAGGGUCUACAAUAGUGACAAAGAAUUUACUAAAGCCCAAGUCUGAAGAUCAAACAACAACUAUGGACAGCUUUUCGUGUGUUGUCGUAAAAGAAAAAGAAGAUGAUGAUGAUUUAGAGGUAGUGAAAGAAAGAUUUAGGACAUUGACAAGCUCUUACUACAGAGGUGCUCAAGGCAUCAUUCUUGUGUAUGAUGUUACAAGAAGAGAUACAUUCACAAGCUUGUUAGACAUGUGGGCUAAAGAAGUCGAGCGUUACUCCACUAAUCAAGAUUGUGUCAAGAUGCUCAUUGGAAAUAAAGUUGAUAAAGAUUUAGAAAGAUUUGUAAGCAAGGAAGAAGGUGUUGCUCUUGCGAAAGAACUUGGAUGUUUAUUUUAUGAGUGUAGUGCAACAACUCUAGAAAAUGUACACAAAUGCUUCGAGGAGAUUGCAUUGAAGGGAAAUUUAGAGAAAAUUUUAGUUUCGUGUGUUGUUGUAAAAGAAAAAGAAGAUGACGAUGAUUCAGAGAACUUCACGUGCCCUUUCACAAUAUCAUAA
Molecule: messenger RNA, 771 nt
Organism: Lactuca sativa (garden lettuce)
Lineage: Eukaryota; Viridiplantae; Streptophyta; Magnoliopsida; Asterales; Asteraceae
Source: RefSeq, a predicted model, not a curated record